Peniophora sp. CBMAI 1063 is the source of this 624-nucleotide messenger RNA. The record is from the annotation of a GenBank genome assembly. Lineage: Eukaryota; Fungi; Basidiomycota; Agaricomycetes; Russulales; Peniophoraceae.
AUGUCUGUCGUUAGCCAAUCACAGACAAGUAUGCCUCAGCAUCCCGCAUUCGGUGCAAAUCAAAGCCAGUACGCUUAUCAGGGCGCGUACGACGGUGGCGACAACCACGCACCCAACAUGCGCGGCGCAAAUGUAGGACGCGCUCAGAGUGCACAAGCGCAGAUGCAGACGCAGGGCAUUCUCAAAACGCCCGCCGAAACACCCUAUGAUCCCCCCAUGAACCGCUCAGCAUCCACCUCCGACGGCCACGAGCGCCGACGGGCACCCCCUCCCCCGCUCUCUCAGGACGCGCGCUUCGCAGGUCCCGCGAUCAAUGGCACGGGUAUGACAUUCGGCGACAUUCUGCCUGCGAACGUGCUGGGUUCCGCACCGCCGAUGGAUGGCAAGAAAGUCAAGUCGCCGUCCCCGACACAUAGCCGAUUUGGAUCGCGCUCGCCACCGACGAGCCCGAGCCAUGGCGCUUCGGGCUUCAAGUCCAGCUUCGAGGGACACGGAGCUCCGCCUUUGUCGCCGAAGAAGACGUUCAAGAGCGCGGCCAAGUCCGUCGGGAUUGCGGCAAUCUUCGGCAGGAAGAGUCGCGAUUCUGGGGAGGUGCGCGGCUCGUAUGAACGGGUGGAGACGUAG